AUGGAUGGUCAUGAAGUUGUGAGACUAAUGACAGAAAAACCACCAGCACAUUGUAUUCUGAAAAUUGAAUCAUUCUCGGUGUUUCAAGAUGCAUCCAUAUAUAAGUGUAAUGAAGCUAGUUUUAAAUCGAUAGCAUUUGGCACGGGGGGCUAUACAUGGGUUCUGUCUGUUUUUCCUAAAGGGAACAAGCAAGAACACGUAGACGAUCACCUCUCAGUUUAUGUGACAUUGGUUGAUAAACUCGCACCUGAUGCAAGAGAGAAGCGAUUCCAUUAUUUGAAAAAUACAUGGGGAGUCUCUAAAUUUCUUCCCAUUUCUACUUUCAAUGAUCCGGAAAAUGGAUUUUUGGUGGAUGAUUACUGUGUAUUUGGUGCUGAGGUUUUUGUCCUCAAAAACCAGGCCAAGAUAUCUACUAUGUCGAUUCCGGAAGAAGAUUGUGUCAGGAGCUAUACCUGGAGAAUUAAGAAUUUUACAUUGACGACUGCUCCAACAAAUUUGUAUUCUCCUCUAGACAGUAGCUCAGGGCUAAAUUACGGCAACAAACUGUAUGUUGAAUAUUUUCUUAAGCUCAAAAACCAGCGCGAAGGAGAAAACCACCAGAAACUCUGUUAUCAAUGGUUUUCUGCAAGUGAAAACAGAUGUGGCUCUUCAGCCUUUCUGUCUAUCAAUGAUCUACUUUAUUCUUCAAAGGGCUACUUAGUAAGCAACACUUUGAUUGUUGAAGUUUGUGUUGAGAAGAUGUUUUUGCUGAAGGAUUAG
Chenopodium quinoa (quinoa) is the source of this 759-nucleotide messenger RNA. RefSeq lists its product as uncharacterized. Bases 1 to 759 code for a protein of 252 amino acids. The transcript has 6 exons. Gene Ontology annotation, molecular function: protein binding. NCBI's taxonomy places the organism in Eukaryota, Viridiplantae, Streptophyta, Magnoliopsida, Caryophyllales, Amaranthaceae. The record is from RefSeq and is a predicted model, not a curated record.